Messenger RNA from Chrysemys picta bellii (western painted turtle), 481 nucleotides. The record is from RefSeq and is a predicted model, not a curated record. NCBI's taxonomy places the organism in Eukaryota, Metazoa, Chordata, Testudines, Emydidae.
GGAUGGACACAUUUCCAGCUGCUGUAAAGGAAAGUCUGAGCCAGCCCAGAAAUAUCAACCUGUUGAUUCCGGUGGCAUUUUUCUACCCCCUGCCUCCCCUGACAGAGAUAAGGAACCUAACGCACAGUAUGUCGAAGGAGCUGGCUGAGGUGAGAAGGGACCAUGACAGACUCCAGGAGGUCUUGAGCAGGGUGCAGGAGGAGUUACGGAACAUCACAGAAGUCAUCUGCACAAAAUGUCCACCUGGCUGGCAGCAUUUUGAGAAAAAUUGCUACUUCUUUUCAACAUCGACUAAAUCCUGGUUGGACGCUAAGCAGUUCUGUACCAAUGAAGGGUCUCACCUGGUUAUUGUUAACACCAAACAGGAACAGACGUUUUUGUCAAACCAGCUCAUUGAGCCCGACGUGUACUGGCUGGGCCUCAGCGACUCAGCGAAGGAAGGGGAGUGGCGCUGGGUGGACGGCAGCCUCCUGUCUCUCAG